Messenger RNA from Ilex paraguariensis (yerba mate), 402 nucleotides. Lineage: Eukaryota; Viridiplantae; Streptophyta; Magnoliopsida; Aquifoliales; Aquifoliaceae. The record is from the annotation of a GenBank genome assembly.
GGAUUUUCAAGUGCUUCCCUUGAUUUUGAUAGCUGUAUUGUUGCCCCAAACUUCAAGUGGGUUGUGUUGAACAAUGUCACUGUGGAGAUGGACAAUCCAGAUUUGCGAGAUCGUGCAUACAUAUAUUGGCAUCUUCUUUCCAUUGAUCCUGAGGCAGCUAAGGAUGUUGUGUUAGCUGAAAAGCCUGUAAUCAUCUAUCGCAAGCCUCCAGAGGCAUUUGUAAUCCGUGUGAAGACAACCCAGAGAACUGAAGAAGUAGAAUAUCCUGAUGGAAGUGAAAGAGGGUAUUCUGAUACACCAGGUCAUGCAGCUGAGAGUGGUGUAUCAUCACCAGCUACUGAAAGUAAUUCCUAUUACGCUGAAGCCAGGCAACGGGCUGCACCUGCACCUGUGCCCUAUUAG